GGAAGUCACUACCCAAUUUAUGAAGCACUUUAUAAUAUGGUGGAUCCUACAAAUAAAGGAAAUAUUGGAGCAAUGGAUGCAGCAAAUUUCCUUAAAAAGUCUGGUUUAUCACAAAUUAUACUUAGUCAAAUUUGGGAUUUAUCAGACCCAACUGCCAAAGGUUUCCUAACUAAACAAGGAUUUUUUGUUGCUCUUAAACUGAUUGCAUUAGCACAAGCUGGACVAGAUAUAUCAAUGUUAAACAUCACUCAGCAAACCAUACCACCUAACAUGGGCGAAGCAUCAAAACAUAUAGCGAGCAAAAUUCUACCUGCAGGUUUAGUUACUGCUGUUACCAAUAUGAAUGACUGGUCUAUGAAGCCUUCAGAGAGAAUGAACUAUGAUAAAAUGUUUGAAUCAUUAAGACCAGUCAAUGGAACAGUUGCUGGAGAUAAAGUUAAAGGAUUGCUUAUAGAUUCCAAACUAUCAGUAGACACUUUGGGAAAAAUUUGGGACUUGGCCGAUAUGGAUAAAGAUGGAAAGUUAGAUCAACAUGAAUUUGCUGUUGCAAUGCAUUUAGUUUAUAAAGCAUUAGAAAAAUAUGCUAUUCCUAGUGUUUUGCCUCCUGAGUUGUUACCUCCAGCAAAAAGAAAAGGUUCUACCAUGGCUAAUUCACCUGUACCUGUUUUACCAGUGCUCCCUUCUGGCGCUACUUCAAAUCUAGUCAAACAACCACCAAAAAGACCAAUUACUCCAUCUAUUGGUUUAGUGCCAUUACCAGUUAAAUGGGUAGUCACUGUAGAAGAAAAAGCCCGUUAUGAUUCUAUGUUUUUGGAAUCUGAUGUUGAUAUGGAUGGUUAUGUCUCUGGACCAGAAAUCAAAGAUAGGUUUCUUAAAACUGGUAUUCAUCAAUCAAUAUUAGCACAUAUAUGGAGUCUUUGUGAUAUUAAUCAACACGGGAAGUUGGAUAUGGAACAGUUUAGUCUUGCAAUGUGGUUAGUAGAACGUAAACUCAAAGGAAUUGAUCCACCAGCUACACUUUCCCCUGAAAUGAUACCGCCAAGCAACAGAACUGGAACUCCGUCAAAUGCUGUGCAAAUUUUAGAAAAGCCUCCAAUGUAUUCAAACCCAGAAUUGGAUAUGAUUCAAAAAGAUAUUGAUGAACUAGUCAAAGAAAGACUCAUUCUGGAAACAGAAAUUGCUCAAAAAGAAGCUGAUUUGAAAAUACGUUCUGGUGAAGUCAAAAGUUUACAGGGAGAACUAGACACCUUAUCUGCUACUCUAAAACAGUUGGAAAAUCAAAAAGGCGAAGCUCAAAAACGACUGAAUGAUCUUCGAAACCAGACUCUGUUGGUAGAAUCUGAAAUAAUCAACAUCAAUCAGAAAAUUAAGGCUGAACAAGUACAGGUAGACAAUCUUCGCAAACAAGCUGAUGAGCAAGAACUUACAUUAAAAGUGCAAGAAGCUGAUCUUUCCUCUAAAAAACAAGAGCUUGAAGAGCUCAAGAGUCUAGAACAAAAACUUGAAAAAGAUCAGGCUGAAAUGGGCAAAAGAUUAGAUGAGCUGAAUAACAUGUUGCAAAAUUCCCAACUACAAAUAAGCCAAUUUAAGAAUAAAGUAAAUCAAUUGGAGGAGAAUAAGCGUCAAAUGGAAAAUACAAUUGAGUCAACAGAAAAAGCGUUGGCUGAAGGAAAUGUUUAUGCAAUCCCAGAUUCUUUAUUAUCAUUUAAUUUAGAAUUCCGGGAUCUUGAAUGUAGUAGACUUCUAGGAAAAAUUGUUGACAAUAAAAAUUCUUUUGAAAAUGUUAAUGGUUUUACUYCUACAAACGGAACAAGUGGAUCACGUGAUGAAAACUCAUUUAAAACAGAUUUCUUCACAAAUAAUGAU
Molecule: messenger RNA, 1866 nt
Organism: Diuraphis noxia (Russian wheat aphid)
Lineage: Eukaryota; Metazoa; Arthropoda; Insecta; Hemiptera; Aphididae
Gene: Eps-15
Product: Epidermal growth factor receptor pathway substrate 15
Biological process (GO): endosomal transport; endocytosis
Cellular component (GO): plasma membrane; cytoplasm
Molecular function (GO): protein binding; calcium ion binding
Source: RefSeq, a predicted model, not a curated record